UCGGCAAUAGUCAAUGACCAACGUAGGGUAAACCAUACAGUUAUUGGCAGGGGUAUAGUUAUCGGCAUACCAAACUUAUUUUAUUGAUAAAUAGUGCUGUGUUGGGUUUUAAAAAGAUUUUUUAUUUUUAAACAAUUAGUCACACUGUUAUAUUUAUAUUUGCACCAAAAGUAAUCAUUAUCUUGUGACUGAUAAGAUAUAACAUUUUGUUCAAGAAGCGACGCUGAUCAGCACGUCAAAAAAGACAAAAUGCCAAAAAAAACGAGCAAUUUUGACAACAUUGAUGCAGCUAUAAAGGCUAUUCAGGAUGAUGGCAUUUCACAAAAAUCAGCUGCCAAAAAAUUUGGUGUUGCUCGUUCUACCCUACAGUUCAGAUUAAAAAACCCAGAUACACAAAACAUUUCAUGUGGACCUUCAACAGUCUUAACUACCAAUGAAGAAGAGACACUAGUAAAAUGGUUACUCGAAUGCUCAAAGAAAGGAUUUCCUAGGAGGCGUGAAGACUUACAAGACAGUGUCAAAAAAUUUUUAGAUGAACAAGAGAGGCCAAGUCCAUUUAAAAAUAACUUACCUGGGAUUGGUUGGUAUAAAGCUUUUUUAAGAAGACAUCCAAUAUUAUCAAUAAGGACUAGCGAACAUGUUACCAAUGCAAGUGCCAAUGUAAGUGAACAUGAUAUCAAAAAAUGGUUCAAUGAUAUUCAUAGUUAUCUGACAGAGGAAAAUUUAGUUGACAUUUUGAAUGACGGCCGUAGAGUAUUCAAUGGGGAUGAAACCGGGUUUUCACUUUGUCCCAAAACUAAAUGUGUAUUGGGUCCAAAAGGGUCCAAAGACAUUUAUGAAGUAGCAAAAGGAAACGAUAAAGAAAAUAUCACUGUAAUGUUUUCAUUUAAUGCUGUUGGAGAGAUGUGUCACCCUAUGGUAAUAUUUAAAUAUAAAAGAGUUCCACAAAAUAUCUUGGAUUCAAUUCCUCCCAAUUGGGGAGUUGGCCGGUCCGACACAGGAUGGAUGAAGUCUGAAAUAUUUGAUGAGUAUAUAUCAAACAUCUUUUAUCCAUUUGUUGUUGAAAGUGGUAUUCAAUUGCCUGUAAUCCUUUUUGUUGAUGGGCAUAAAAGUCAUUUAACCUAUCAUUUAAGUAAAUUAUGUUUGCAAUUAAACAUAAUAUUAAUUGCUUUAUAUCCUAAUGCAACGAGAAUUUUGCAGCCAGCACAUGUUGCAGCAAUUAGACCAAUUAAAGCUGGCUGGAAAAAAGGUGUUUUUGAUUGGCACAAUGAACAUCCAGGUAACGCAGUAACUAAGAAUGAUUUUUCUCCAAUUUUGGAUAAAGUUUUGAAAAAUACAGUAAGAUCUGAAGUUUCAAUAAACGGUUUUAGAGCUUGUGGACUUUUCCCUUGGAACGUAAACAAUAUUGACUUUAAAAAGUUUUUGGGAAAAAAUCCAAAUACUGAAAUAACUGCAGUAGUUAAUAAUGAAACUGAUACUGGUAUGCUAGAUUACAAGCAAUUUUUAGAUAUUGUUGGCACCGAAACAAUUGACAAAUUUAAGGAUAUAAAAAAUGUAAUUACAAAUGAGAGUUUACCUGAAGAGUUUUUUGUUUUGUAUAGAUUACAUGAAAAGUUAAAAAAUAACGAGGGCACUAUACAUCAAGUUAGUAAUGAUGCUGAGCAAUUAUUUUCUGAUAAUAGCAUGCCACCAUCUAAUGAAAUCAUUAGUACUACUUCCGACCAGAUUCAACCACAAGAAAAAUCUAAGAGUGACCCUACGCCAAUCAAUAAUUUAGAACUUAGAAAAAUCUGAUGAUGAUCUGAUGAUGUUCUAUACAUUUGUUUUAAGUGCCAAACAAAUUUUAAUAAAUGAUCUCUAAAUUUUAAGACUGAUUUCUUAAUUUUAAGACUGAUUUCUAAUUAAAAUUACCAAGGAUAGGAACCUUUUAAGUUUUUAAAUUGUAAAUAAAGUUUUUAAAUUGUUAUUAAAGUUUUUUAAGUAUAACUUUGUAUUGUAUCACUAAAGCAAUACAAAUUUAAAUUUUAGUCUUGAUGUUUUAUUUUUAUUUUGCGAAGUAGGCUUAUUUCAUGUGUAUUGGGUACUAAUAUUUUUUUAUUUGUAGUACCUGUUGUUAAUUUUUUUUAAAAAAGUGUUUAUUCCUAUUUAUAAUAAUUUUAAUA
Metopolophium dirhodum (rose-grain aphid) is the source of this 2162-nucleotide messenger RNA. RefSeq lists its product as uncharacterized. The transcript has 3 exons. The record is from RefSeq and is a predicted model, not a curated record. Bases 250 to 1794 code for a protein of 514 amino acids. NCBI's taxonomy places the organism in Eukaryota, Metazoa, Arthropoda, Insecta, Hemiptera, Aphididae. Gene Ontology annotation, cellular component: nucleus. Gene Ontology annotation, molecular function: DNA binding.